CCUUACUUCAUGUGUAGCAGGCCACCAAACAGACCCUUCCUACAGUCUCGACGUUCACAAACAAUUGAUCCCUCAGAACAUUAGCGGUACAAUUUAAGCAUAUUGUAUCCUAAUGGAUCCACACACGCAAAGUCAUCCCAAUUCACCUGAACGUGUGACCGGCCCGCGAGGACCGUUCGAAUCUGUAGAGAAUCGCUUGCCAUUCUCACCCUCUCUACCCGAGUUCCGCGGGUUCAAGCAAUCACCCAGUCGCACAGCAUCAGAUAUACACGUUCAAGGCAUGGUGGCUCGAUUCAACAGUCUGGACAUCAAGGACCAUAAAGACUUGGCACGCCGCGAUGAAGUAGCCAUUAAGCGUUCGGAGAUGGCGCGCGAGAUGGCAGAACUAGAGUUGAAGAAAGCAAAAGAAGAAAAGGACGAGCUUGAGCGAUAUGCCGGCAAAUACAGAGAAGAAGCUAGGCGUCUGAGGAAAGAGGUCGAAGAGGGCCGUGAGCGCGAAAGAAAAGUUGCAAAACGGUUAGACGUUCUUAUGGACGAAUUACAUCGGGCCAAAGAAACUACUGGGCAGACCCAGACCGUCUACGAAAAAGAAAUUCGACGCGCUCGCAAGGAAGCAUUUAAGUCGUCAUCAGCCCUGGUGAAAAUGCAAGAGGAGCUCAAGGCGACCCGGAGCUCCCUCAAGGUCACUCAAUCGGGACUCGAGAGUGAACGACUGCGACUAUCAAAGAGGGAACAGGAAGCUUUCACCGCACAAUACCAAUUAGUUGCAGUUCAGGAGGAGCUCGAGAAGGCCCAUUCUGCUAUCAAGUCUGUCGAAGAGGAGCGUGAUGCAUUAAAGACCAGUUUGAAGGAAGAAGAAGUCGCUCGUAUUGCUGCCCAGGGCGGAAUUGCGUUGCCCGUUUCGCACAGCGAAGAAGAACUCGACGAGUUCGCUUCGCCUCAAAAGUCUCCUAUGAAGCGACCACAGUAUGACUCCUCAGACAAAGAGAACAUCAUGCCUAAGCGAACGAUCGAGCUCAGGCGCCUUCAAGAGGAGCUACAAGUAGAGGCGUCCCUAAGAGCUCGAGCAGAGGAACAGAUUGACUUUAUGAAGAUGGAAUGCCAAUUCCGCUGCUGCUCGUGCCGCAUUGCCGAUAUCCAGAAUACAAAAUAUGUCCACGAUAACUCUUUGGAUACAGAGAUGGAGCGAAUCAAGGCCUCUGUGCCUGCCCUGUCACGCUCGGCUAGCGAUGAUGAGAUGGAGGAGUUGAUGGAUCCAACAAAGCUUGACACCGAGGAAUUCAAUCCCUCGGCGCUUGACAUAAUGCCAACCACACCAGCCGAUACCGACAUGAUGGAUGCUGUGAUCAAAGAUGAGCCCGAAGAGGUGGAUAUUGAUUUUGCGAAGAUUCCGGACGUACACACGACCGAGGAACCUGCAAUCGAAGCAGUCAUCGAUGAAUGUAACCAAGAUGCAGUGACGUCGUCUCCUACUCCAGCUAUCACCCAGCCAGAGAUCGCAGUUGAAUCGCCCACGUCUUUACCCAAAGUCACUCUUAUUACGAAGCUGAGGAAAGAAAUCGAGGACGACGAAGACAAAGAAAACCUCCCUGAGACCCCCAUGGUCCCUGCAAUUCGCACAAUAACACACACAACGACGAUACCGAUGCGAUUUAGUCCCGCAAAGGCUGAUGUUCCAACAGCUCCCUCAACAGCUCCUCACCUACCUACGAGAUCGUUUUCAGAAAGGGCACCCUCCACCAAAUCAUUCAACUCAUCUAACGAGAACAUCACACACGAUCUCGGAAAGCUGGAAAUUGACCGAACUGCAGCUUUAGAGGCUAUCCGGCAACGCCGAGGCAGAGCACGGAGUAUUGCCAACGCUCAAAUGACUCCGCGGAAACAGAUGAUGGAGGGUGUCAACGAGAGAAGAGAUAUCAGUGCACCACAAAUCAAAUACGGCAGGCCAUAAAAGUUCUGGCCUUGAUGUCUUUGACCCAUGUAUGCUCAUUUUUAGCGGCAUCGGCUUGGUGUUGAGGAUUCAGUUUUUGUCUUGGUUAAGAUGAAUGACAAGGCGUUCUGCAGCUUAUAAUCAUGAAUAUAUAAUAUUGAAUUCUGAUUCCUACA
Pseudovirgaria hyperparasitica is the source of this 2106-nucleotide messenger RNA. RefSeq lists its product as uncharacterized. Lineage: Eukaryota; Fungi; Ascomycota; Dothideomycetes; Acrospermales; Acrospermaceae. The record is from RefSeq and is a predicted model, not a curated record. The coding region runs from base 113 to 1951 and encodes 612 amino acids. The transcript has 3 exons.